GUUUGCAACAAAUUUGAUAUCCGAAAUAGAAUAGAAACCCUAGCGAGAAAAAUUGUUUGCAGAAAAACCAUGGCGGGUGAAGAGGGAGCUGGGAAGAAGAGGAUGGUGACGGAAUCGCUGGGAUGGCUAACGGAAUCGUCGAUAAUGCCGAAGAAGCACCGAGCCAUAGCGGGCGUUGGCGCCUCCUCAAUCGUUGAACUGAAGGCAGAACUUUACAAGUCUCAGGAAGAUUCCAGAAAGUCACGGGAAUUGUCAGGUCCUGAUGUGGAGUAUCAACGCGCCAAGAGCAAAAUCGCUCCCAAAGAUCCCUUAUCCGUCAAAAACCGUGGCGUCGAUGCACGCGCUCACAAGGACAAGCUGGAGUUGAAAGCAGUGCGUGAUGGAACGGCGAGCUAUGCGGCGCUGGAGAGGAAGGCUGAACUGUAUGAGAAGUUGGUGAAGGGAGAGUUGUCUGACGAAGAGGAUCAAGAGAAGUAUUGUGUGGACUUUUUUCGUAAGGGCGUUGAGCAUGAUGAGUUGCCACCGCCACCACCAGCGCUACCGGGCCGCGAUGUGUUGCUAGAAAAAGAUGAUGGUGCUGUUAGGGAUGAUGAUGGUGAUGCUUCCUUGCAGUUUAACUUGAAGCCUGUUGGGCCUGGGCGAACGGUUGGAGCUUUUGACACUGCUGAUUAUAAGCGCAAUAUUAGGGAAGUUCAUGAAGAAGUUAAUCAAGCAAGAGAGAAGGCUUCUGAAAUUAAACUUAGAAGGCAGGAGCAGGUGGCUGCUCAUCGUGAGAAACUUAAACAAGCCUAUCUUCGAAAGAAGGUGGAACAACUCAAAGCCUCAUCUGUUAUAUCUGGAUCUGAAAAUAAACAAACGUGAUGAAUGAUGAAUGCACCAAUAUAACUUACGAAGGCUAAUGUUGGGGAAACAAUGACUUCAUUAUGAAAAAGGCACGAGGAGUUGAAAGCUGACCAAAAUGCUCAUCAUUGUCCAUUAAAGCUAAAGCUGCAGCAUUGGGAAAUUGGACUGCAUGCAAUGGAAAAUGGCCUCAUAAGAUAAAGGAGAAAGAAAAUGAAAUGAAAAGAAACAUAACUUUUUUUUCUGUUGUAAAUGGUGUAAUUGGACCAUAGCAGAUUACAUGGAAUAUACCAUCGCACCUUGUGUAACCUUGAGAACAAACAACCAUAGUAAAUUACAUAUUCUUCACAUUACUUUUGUUCUAAUGCAUCCAUAACUGAGCUAAAAUAUCAGU
Molecule: messenger RNA, 1234 nt
Organism: Vigna angularis (adzuki bean)
Lineage: Eukaryota; Viridiplantae; Streptophyta; Magnoliopsida; Fabales; Fabaceae
Exons: 3
Coding region: 70-861 (263 amino acids)
Cellular component (GO): nucleus
Source: RefSeq, a predicted model, not a curated record